GGAAUUAUUCGACUCUCACGGUACGCAGUGAAAGAUGUGAGAAUCAGAAAAUGAUUGAAAUAUUUAAUUUAAACAUAACAGUAUACGACUUGUUCAACAAUAAAUCUCAUUCAUUUCAUCUCACCAUUUUAGAUUUAGAUCAACCUAACACUUUUCUCUCUCUAGAAAUGGGGAGUAGUUACAAUUAUUACAGAAUGUUUGGGUGUUUCAACCGUAAAUUUAAGAUCAGGGAGAGGGAGCCACCGCCGGAUGUGAGGAAUGCGUUUUUCCGGUACACCGGUAAAGCUAACCAGAUGAAUGCGGAUCAACUUUUUCGGUAUCUGGUGGAGGUACAAGGAGAAGAAGAAUGCACUAUUAAGGAUGCGGAGCAAAUUAUACAGAAUGUUGCUAGCCGGAGGCACCAUCUCAUCAGACGCCUUAACCAUUCACUUGAACUCGAUGAUUUCUUUUUUUAUCUUUUUCAGGAUGAUCUCAAUGGAGCAAUCAAAUCUCAGGUGCACCAUGACAUGACUGCUCCAUUGCAACAUUAUUUCAUCUAUACAGGUCACAAUUCCUACCUAACUGGAAAUCAACUCAGCAGCGAUUGUAGUGAAAUUCCUAUAGUUAAGGCUCUAGAAAGAGGUGUCCGCGGAAUAGAACUUGAUUUAUGGCCAAACUCAGGGAAAGAUAAUAUUCAUGUUCUUCAUGGAAGGACCCUGACUACACCAGUGCCACUUCUUAAAUGCUUGAAGGCCAUUAGAGACCACGCUUUUGUUAAAUCGCCUUAUCCUGUCAUAAUCACAUUGGAAGACCACCUGACACCAGAUCUUCAAGCUAAAGUUGCAGAGAUGGUUAUCCAAAUCUUUGGAGAAAUGUUAUAUUAUCCUCAAUCGGAAUGCUUAGAUGAAUUUCCUUCACCUGAAGAGCUUAAGAAUCGCAUUAUUCUUUCUACAAAACCACCCAAAGAGUACCUUGAGUCAAAGAAUCAGAGAGAUACAUCUCCAGUAGGAAAAGAUUCAUUUAGAGAGGACCUUUUGAAGAAGGAGAAAUCAGAAAUUGGUGCCGAGGAUCAUGACACUGAUGAAAGGAGUGACAGUGAUCAAGAGGAUGAAGACGGUGAUACCUCCACCUCCAACGAUCAGCAAUCAUCCCAACCAGAAGCACCUAAGUACAAGAGUCUGAUAGCAGUUCACGCUGGGAAGGCAAAACAUGGUUUGAAACGUGCACUAAGAGAGGAAAGUAAUAAAGUCAGUCGACUUAGUUUGAGUGAACAAGAAGUUGUAAGAGCUGCAGAAUAUUAUGGAACUGAUUUGGUUAGGUUCACACAGAAAAAUAUUCUAAGGGUGUACCCCAAGGGAACAAGAGUGACCUCCUCAAAUUUCAAGCCUAUGACUGGCUGGAUGCAUGGAGCUCAGAUGGUAGCAUUCAACAUGCAGGGAUAUGGGAAGUCACUUUGGAUGAUGCACGGGAUGUUUAGGUCUAAUGGAAGCUGUGGCUAUGUGAAAAAACCUCAAUUUCUCAUGGAUAAAGGCCCAAACAAUGAGGUAUUUGAUCCUAAAGUAAAAUUGUCAGUGAAGAAAACUUUACAGAAAAUUCUGCAGGUUAGAGUAUAUAUGGGAGAUGGGUGGCGCUUGGAUUUCAGCCAUACACAUUUUGAUGCCUAUUCACCACCAGACUUCUACACAAAGCUAUAUUUAGUUGGAGUUCCUGCAGAUAGUCGUAAGAAAAAGACAAGGAUAUUGGAGGAUGACUGGUGUCCCGUAUGGGAUGAAGAGUUUAAUUUUCCAUUGACAGUACCAGAGCUGGCUUUGCUUCGAAUUGAAGUACGAGAAUAUGACAUGUCGGAGAAGGAUGAUUUUGGUGGACAAACAUGUUUGCCUGUCUCAGAGUUAAGAACAGGGAUCCGAUCAGUCCCUCUGUAUGAUAAGAAGGGUCAUAAGAUGAAAUCUGUUAGACUUCUCAUGCGAUUUCAAUUUCUUUGAACUCCAAAGUUACUUUCCUAUUAGGAUUUUUCUCUUAUUAUACACAUGCUUCAAUUUGUAUAAAUAUUCAUGUACCAAAAUGACGGAUUUAAUCGAGAUAAUCUCAAAUGGUCAUUCAAUCUUUUUAUAGAGUCACUAAA
Messenger RNA from Solanum pennellii, 2101 nucleotides. Its product is annotated as phosphoinositide phospholipase C 6-like. Gene Ontology annotation, biological process: phosphatidylinositol-mediated signaling; lipid metabolic process. The record is from RefSeq and is a predicted model, not a curated record. Lineage: Eukaryota; Viridiplantae; Streptophyta; Magnoliopsida; Solanales; Solanaceae. The transcript is spliced from 9 exons. The coding region runs from base 51 to 1961 and encodes 636 amino acids. Gene Ontology annotation, molecular function: phosphatidylinositol-4,5-bisphosphate phospholipase C activity.